Molecule: messenger RNA, 903 nt
Organism: Daucus carota subsp. sativus
Lineage: Eukaryota; Viridiplantae; Streptophyta; Magnoliopsida; Apiales; Apiaceae
Product: expansin-A12
Exons: 3
Coding region: 23-778 (251 amino acids)
Biological process (GO): plant-type cell wall organization
Cellular component (GO): extracellular region
Source: RefSeq, a predicted model, not a curated record
UUCAUCACUUCUUAUACAUAUCAUGGGUUCUUGUGCAAAUUUGAUUGUCAUUUGUUUGCUUAUUUGUCUAGCUUCUGAGCAAAUAAACGCUCAGGCACGUUGGCUCAAUGCUCAUGCAACUUAUUAUGGAGCCGAUCAAAAUCCCACCUCUCUUGGAGGAGCAUGUGGUUAUGAUAACACAUUUCAUGCUGGAUUCGGAGUAAACACGGCGGCUGUGAGCGGUGCACUAUUUAGAAGCGGCGAGGCGUGCGGAGCUUGCUACCAAGUGAUGUGUAACUUCAAGCUUGAUCCCAAGUGGUGCCUCCGUCGCGCUCUUGUCACUGUCACCGCCACCAACUUUUGCCCACCGAACAACAACGGUGGCUGGUGCGACGGCCCGCGCCACCACUUUGACAUGUCGAUGCCCGCUUUUUUUCGCAUGGCUAGACGAGGAGAUGAAGGCAUAGUUCCUGUUCUUUACCGAAGGGUGGCAUGUAAAAGAAACGGCGGUGUUCGAUUUACAUUGAAGGGACAAUCAAACUUCAACAUGGUAAUGUUCAGCAACGUGGGAGGGAGUGGUGACAUAAAGAAUGCAUGGAUCAGAGGCUCCAGAUCAAGAAGAUGGGUUCAAAUGCAUAGAAACUGGGGAGCAAAUUGGCAGAGCAGUGUUGAUCUCAGAAACCAAGCUCUUUCUUUUAGGCUGCGUUUGGUUGAUGCUAAAUUUCUUAAUUUUUAUAACGUCGUUCCUUCCUCUUGGAACUUCGGACAAACUUUCUCUUCUGCAGCUCAAUUUACCUAGCACCGAAAACACACAGGAAUUCGGUCCUCAAUAGGCGCCUACAGUAUUGUUAAUUUCUUAUAUAUUUUUAUUUAUUACUGUGUUGAUUAAAAAAGUAUAUAAAGUUUAUGUAAUGAUUUGUAUCA